AUGGCGUGGGCAACACAGGCGCUGCCUCUCGCCUGCCUGAUGCUGCUCCUGCCCUGGAGAGCCCCGGGUGCGGGUGCCCAGGUGGGGCAGGGCUUCGAGCUGCAGCAGCCCCAGGACACGGUGUCGGUGACAGCGGGGGAGACGCUCACCCUGAAGUGCAUCAUAUCUAGUGGCGGUCCCAUUGGCCCCGUGAAGUGGCUGAAGGGUUGGGGCAGUGGGAACCAGACUGUCUAUGGGCAGACGGGCUCCUUCCCCCGCGUGACGAGGGCAUCGGAUGGAGCGGGGCCGGGGCAAUCGGUGCCUUUCACCUGCACGGCCGGAGGGUUCUUCCCUGAAGACAUCAAGGUGAAUUGGCUCAAAGACAGGGCCCCGAUCUCGGCUCAGCAGCCCCAGAUCACCCCUGGGCGGACGAAAUCCUCCUACGACAUGUCCAGCACCGUGACGCUAACGCUGGAGGCGGACGAUGUCCGCUCGCGGCUCAUCUGCGAGGUGCGGCACCCCACGCUGACGGCCCCGCUGAGGGGGACGUACCGGCUCAGCCAAGCCCUGCGAGUUUCCCCCAGUGUCCGUGUGGUCGCUGACCCGCCAAGCCCCAUUGAGGUGAACAAGACCGUGAACUUCACCUGCAACGUGAAGGAUUUUUACCCAGGAGUUGUGGCCGUCACCUGGCUGGAGAACGGGACAGAGAUGAACGUGGAGAAUGUCUCCCGGCUGGUGGAGACCCCCCAGGGCUUGUUCAAGCUGAGUAGCGUGGUGGAGAUCAAAGCGGUGGAGGAGAAGAACGAGUCGGUGUUCACAUGCCGUGUGGUGCAUGAUUCCCAGGCCCCCAUCGAGAGGAUGGCCACCCUGUGGAUCGCUGACCCUGCCAGGGAUGGAAUGAGUGACACAUCCCAGACAAAUAAUGGUUUGAACCUCCUGUCCAGCCCCGGCUUGUGGCUUGGCAUCCUGCUGGAGAAGGGGCUCCUCGGCAGUCUCCUCAUCUUUCUCUUCAAGCGCGCGAGGGCCUGA
Messenger RNA from Charadrius vociferus (killdeer), 1008 nucleotides. RefSeq names its product tyrosine-protein phosphatase non-receptor type substrate 1-like. The record is from RefSeq and is a predicted model, not a curated record. NCBI's taxonomy places the organism in Eukaryota, Metazoa, Chordata, Aves, Charadriiformes, Charadriidae. Bases 1 to 1008 code for a protein of 335 amino acids. Gene Ontology annotation, cellular component: plasma membrane. The transcript has 5 exons.